CCUUCUUUAGCGUUCAGUUAGCAACAUGAAUUGUGUAAUGAAGAAAGGUGACGUUCGUUUCGCGGAACCUUCGUUUUGAAACCUACUCGCGCCGCCCGGAUUGUUGUUAAUGUUGCAACACGGACUGUCAAACCCAGGAGAGUUGCCUAGCAGAUGGCUCAGGAUGGCAAGGUCCUGGCACUGGGGGUUCUGGCUGGUGCAGCAGGGAUCAGCUUGGCAGCGUUUUGGUACCAGAGGCGGAAAGCCAUGGUGGGGGCAGCAGGGACAAGUACCUAUUAUCUUUCAGGCAGCAGAAACUCGGACCAGCUUGGCGGUGGUGUGGCAUUGCAUGCGAGCCAGACAGAGGUGCUGGAUCACCUUGGAGCUCUGAUUCAGUGUGUGUCAGAGCUGAAAGAGGAGGUGAAGGCCCUGAAGAAUGCUCUUCCACACCUGCAGGACCACAUCAGAGAUGAGUUAACAGGGCGGAGUCAUAGGACAAGUCCACUGAAUAGAAGCACACCUACAAGGAGGAAGAGAACGAGCGCUGUGUCCAGAGCACAGGUGCAAAGCUCAGAGGAAGCAGAAAGUGAAGGAGGAUAUAUCACGGCACUGACUGACACUGAAGACGAAGGUGAGAGUGAAGAGGAUCGCAAAGGUGUAGAGCCGCCGGAUGAGCUAACGGUUCUGUUACAUAGAGCGGAUGGGCUGCAUGUGCGUAACGGAGCUGAAAAGAAAGAAGGCUUGUCUGCUCUUCUUGAGAAGAAAGAAGAGUAUGAACAGAAGUGGCAGUACCUAUGGCGCUUAACAAGAGCCUAUGCUGAUGCUCAUGACCUGGCUGGAGACCUUCAAGAGAAGAAGAUAUAUGCUGAAACAGGAAAGCAAAUCGGAGAACUAGCCAUUUCGCUGAACCCGAUGUGUGCUGAAAGUCAUCAGUGGUAUGCUAUUCUAUGUGGACUUCUAUCAGAAUACGAAUCUAUCCAGAAUAAGAUAAAGAAUGGUUAUCUCUUCAAGGACCAUUUGGAUAAAGCCAUUGAGCUGAAGCCAAAGGAUCCACUGUCUUAUUAUCUGCUGGGCCGCUGGUGCUAUGCUGUGGCCCAGUGUACAUGGAUUGAGAGGAAAAUUGCUGCUACAUUGUUUGGAGAGCCUCCGAAUGCAACAGUCCACGAUGCCCUGCAUAACUUUCUCAAGGCAGAGGAGAUCUGUCCAAGAUACUCUAAAUUCAACUAUGUGUUUUUAGCAAAGUGCUAUAAAGACCUGGGCCAGAAGAACCAAGCCAAGAUGAUGUGUGACGCUGCAUCGGAUAUGCAAAUAAUAACUAGAGACGACGAGGAAGCACAAAAGGAGCUGGACUCUCUUCUUUUGUCUCUUUAAUCAGAAACAGAAUCAAAACACUCUUCAUGUCUUCUCUACAUUUAGGCCACAGUUGUGGUGAUGGGCUCAAGUUGUGACCGUAUGACUGUUAUUUUGACUCUGACUUAAAAUUUUCUGCUGAAUGUAAAUGACUAUUACUAUUAAAGACAACUAAACUUUGACCAGCAAUAAGCUGCAUCACGACAUAUGGCACAAACUAUGAGGCAGCAUGUCAUGCUUUAAUCUGUCACAGAUCAAGUUUCACUUCUCCCAUCUUUGCUGACUGGAGAUGAAUGGGCGAUAAUCUGGAGCACAAUAUGUUACCUCAUAGUUGUGGCAUAUGCCAAUUUACUGCGAAAAGUCAUGAAAAGCACCCAUAUACACUAGUAGCACACAAAUAAUGAAUUCUUUAUCUAACCAUCCCAGAAGUGUAAGAGCUUUCCUCUGUUCUUGACAUCAUGACCAGUGUUCAUUGCAAUCCAAUCCAUUACAUUACAUGUUGUUUUGCACAUUUUCUCCUCUUUCUUGUCUAUUUUCAGUACAUUGUGUUCUCAUAUUUGUUCUUUGGAAAAAACAUACAUUUAGUAUAUAUAUAUAUUUUGGAGGGGAUGGAGGGCAUAUACUGUAUUAAACCUGAUUAGUGGAUUUUUGUAAUUGUUAUUGUUUUACAUCUUUCUUGAGUGUGAAAUCUGGAAUAUUAAUGAAAUGCUUCUGACCUCGAUUUAGAGAUUCUUUGUACCUACAGUAAAUAUGAGAGAUGUCAUAUGCUCCCACUUCUUAGUAUAGGCAGUAUGAUAAAACUAUAAAUCUAAUCCUGAAUUUGUUAAUGUAGGGUAAUGUAAUUCCAAUCAUGUAUACCUAGGUCUAAUUAAAACUAGCUGUAUUUACAGCUAGUCUAUUCCUCUAAAAGAAUGGAUGAAAAAGAAUGCAACCCUCUGUCAAAAACAUAAGUGUAUAAUGGAUGUUAAACUGGAUGUUUAAAUAUAUUGUUUAAAUUUUG
This is a messenger RNA of Tachysurus fulvidraco (yellow catfish), 2329 nucleotides long. Its product is annotated as regulator of microtubule dynamics protein 2. The transcript has 11 exons. Bases 154 to 1350 code for a protein of 398 amino acids. Gene Ontology annotation, molecular function: microtubule binding. NCBI's taxonomy places the organism in Eukaryota, Metazoa, Chordata, Actinopteri, Siluriformes, Bagridae. Gene Ontology annotation, cellular component: mitotic spindle pole; spindle microtubule; cytoplasm. The record is from RefSeq and is a predicted model, not a curated record.